UUCAAGAGACUCGUGCGUUUGUUUUGAAGCUGCUAGCUGUCAAAUCUGAUGUGUUAUUAACGCCGUAGCAUUAAGCUAACGCUGGAAAUUGAGAAAAUGUCGUCGUCGGAUGAUUUUACGCGCCUUCCUCAGCAGAUGUGGGAGAAGGUUCUGUCGAAGGUGAAGAAAGCGGUGGUUUUUAUGGAUGACAGAUGUGCUGAGGCUCUGCACUGGAGCGGAGGAGCUGCUCUCCUCCUGGAAGCUGGAGCCAGAAAUGUGAAGCAGUUUUCCAGUUUUGAAGCCUGUGGAGAGAAUGAACCCAAAGCUGUGUUUGUGGUGAGCUCGUUGUUAAAGGGGAGGACAGUAGACAUCAUUAGAGACAUCAUCUCUCUCAGUCACUUCCAGUACUGUGUCGUCUUCACCACCGUGGCUCACUCCGUCCACCUGCUCGCUAACAACGUCUCUGCAGAGAUGGAGGGCAGCCCCGUGUUUGAGCAGUUUGAGGAGAAGCUUUGUGAGUGGAUGGGAAACAUGAACUACACCGCUGAGGUCAUGCAUGUCCCCAUCCUGUUCGCCCCUGUGUCCCAGCAGCUGCUCCUCACACCCACCUUUGCUCACCUGUUCCCCCUCCUCUCACCUGAUCUGGAGGCCAUCAACGCCAAAAGAGCGGAGAAGAAGAGGUUUGGGAGCCUGAUUGAUGCUGAUGUGCACUCUCUGCCAGUUGAGCUGCAGCUUGAGAUCAAAUCUUUGGCUGCAGCGUUGAAUUCAGUGUUUGAAGCUACAGGAACCAGAGAGGAGAGCUUCGCUGUUGGACCAAUGAGCCGAAUGAUAGCAGGAGAGCUGGCCAAUCACCCUCAAGCUAAGAACAGAAGGAAGACAGCGCCAAAUAAAGCAUCCAUCAUAUUUGUGGACCGCACUAUGGAUCUCACAGGAGCUGUCGGUCACCAUGGAGACAACCUGGUGGAGAAGAUUCUCACUGUGCUCAGACCGUUGCCUGGUCAUGCUACAGACGUACAGGUAGACAUGCUGGAGCUCACAGGUGUGCAGAGAACCCCCCAUUCCCAGAACACUGUGGCCCCCGGCUGUCUAGCACAGACACAGUCUUCUACAGCACAAUCACUCUGGGAGGCAAUGCUGACCAAUAAACACAAAGAGGGAGUGAUGGAGGUCCGACGGCAACUUGUGGAAGCAGCCAGCAAGGAGAAACUGCCAAUAAAGAUGAGCAUGGGCCGCGUGACCCCUGAACAGCUGUGCUCCUACGUCCAGCUGUUCCGAAGCAGCUGGGGGGCGCUAGAGAGCCACUGCGGGGUGCUCCAGCUGGGGUUGGCCACAGCCCAGACACUCCGCCACCCCCACCUGCCCCGCUGGGACGCCUGCCUGGCCUUCGAGCGUCUGCUGCUGCAGGCUCUGGGAGACUCCGACUUCCCAGCCGUACUGAGGCAGCUGCUGCCCCUGAUGAAGCCUCGAGGAGAAGAGGGGUCGAGGUCUGGUGAGGAUGAUUGUGGUCCUGAUGAGCUGAUCCUCCUGCUGGUCUACCUGUACUCCCUGGCUGACGAAGCCCAGCCUGCAGAUGCGGAUGAGGAGGAGGAGCUGGAGAAGCUGGAGAGGGAGCUGAUGGGAGCGCUCACCCUGGUCAUCACCCAAGAGAGCGAGCUCAGCCCGCUGCUGCAGAAACUCACCGGAUGUGCUAACCCCGAGGAGCUGACCACAGAGCGAGCCCACUCUACUGUGGAGGAGAUGUUUGAGACCCUCCGAGGUCUGAGUCACACCAGAGACCACCUGAAGCAGCUCCGCUCCGUCUACACGGCCAGCGAUGGAGUUCACCAGGCGACUUACCGUCCAUUUCUGCGGCAGAUCUUGGAGGAAGUUUUCCACCCGGAUAAACCAGAGUGUCCGGACAUUGAGCACAUGUCAGGAGGACUCACGGAUCUCCUCAAGACCGGCUUCAGCAUGUUUAUGAAGGUGAGCCGCCCUCAUCCCAGCGAUAACCCGCUCCUGUUUCUCUUCCUGGUCGGUGGAGUCACGCCCUCUGAGCUUCGUCUCGUUAAAGAAGUUGUCACCGUGCACAAACCGGGGACCCAGGUGCUGGUUUUGUCCACCAGACUGCUGCGGGCGACCGAUAUCCCCACGCUGCUCUUCUCCACACAGAGACUGACGCCUGAUAUCGGUGUUUGAAAGGUCGCAGACACGUGCAAACGCACAAGCCAGCUCACGUGGCAGAACACACAACACCAUCGACAUGUCCAUGCCUCGUCAGAUGGGAGUGUUGGAGCAGUGAUGAGAUUCACUGAAAGGCCAAUGGAGGAACAUUCCUGUCAUUUUUAUGUGAGGGUGGCAUGAUGGGUUUAAUUCUAACAUGAGAUAAAAAUGUGUAAAAGUGGGAUUAUUUUAAGGUGAGAGGGGAAAGGAACCAAUUCUCUGUUUCUGACAAAGUCCUUUUGAGGUAUGUUGUUUGCAUUAAAUGGAAAUAUAAUUAAAUAAUUUACCUUUCA
Molecule: messenger RNA, 2471 nt
Organism: Cheilinus undulatus (humphead wrasse)
Lineage: Eukaryota; Metazoa; Chordata; Actinopteri; Labriformes; Labridae
Gene: scfd2
Product: sec1 family domain containing 2
Exons: 9
Coding region: 97-2154 (685 amino acids)
Biological process (GO): intracellular protein transport; vesicle-mediated transport
Source: RefSeq, a predicted model, not a curated record